CUAUAAAUUGGCAUAGCAAGUAGUACAAGCCAAACAAAGAAAAUAAGCACAGGGAUUUUAUUCUCCUACAAAAACUUUGUGCUUUCUUGUUAUUACUGAAGGACAUAGAGACAACAGAGCAUGGCGACACCAAAAACGGCACUUUCAGCGUUAUUGAAGACCAGAAUUGAAGGUAGUGGGAGCGAGACUAUAGUGUUUUGUCAUGGCUAUGGAACGGACCAAUCCAUUUGGGACAAAGUGGUUCCCAUAUUAGCUCAAAAUUACCGUGUUGUUGUCUUUGAUUGGCCAUUUGCUGGAUCAGUAAAAGAUCAGAAGCUUUACGACCCUCUAAAGUACUCUUCCUUUGAAGCUUUUGGUGAUGAUUUGAUCACUCUACUGACUGAAAUUGGCAUCAAAUCUGCCACUUUCGUUGGCCAUUCCAUGUCCGGCAUGAUCGGUUGCAUUGCCUCUCUCAAAAGGCCUGACCUCUUUAAGCGCCUUGUUCUUGUUUGUGCUUCCCCAAGGUUUCUAAAUUCAGAUGAUUUCGAGGGAGGGUUUAAGAACUCAGAUGUGGAGCAAUUAAUCUCGGCGAUGGAGAACAACUAUGAAGAGUUUGCUUCUCAUUUCGCGUCGAUGAUAGCAGAUGCAGCUAACAGUGAUAAUGUUGCGACCGUGGAAAAGUACAAGAAAGGCUUAAUCAAAAUGGGAGCUGAAGUGGCGCUGCCAUUAGCCAAGACUGUGUUCUACAGUGAUUACAGAGAAUUACUUGACAAAGUUGAAACUCCAUGCACAAUCAUACAGACCACUAAUGACAAGGCUGUUCCUCGCAGCGUAGCACUCUACAUGCAGAACAAGAUCAAAGGGGAAGCCACUUUGGAGAUCAUACACACUGAUGGCCAUUUUCCUCAGCUUACUUCUCACCUUAAGUUUAUUGAGGUUCAAAAGCGUUGCCCAAGUUCUGGAGACUUUAGGGCAGUUUUUUAGAACAUGGGUAGCUCCCACAGAGAAGUCUCCAUCUUCUGUGUGCACCCAACCUAUUCUAUCUUUGCCAUACUCUUCUAAUGAUGUUGGUGUUGCAAUGAUGUUAAGAACAAUGUCUUUAGAUAAGCAAUUGUUAAGUUUGAGUCUAUCCUAAUUUUUCAUUUGAAUUGUCCAUUUCCACACAGAACUUUUCAUGUUUGAGAUGGCUUUGGUUGUCCUGUUCAACAGACUUUUUUGUUCUCCACCCAAUGGUUGAGCCAGAAAUUGGUGUUCAAUCCGUCUCCAAUGUGGUGUAUGGUAUUUUAUAACAAUAAAGGCCAGAGUCUGACCAGUUUUUUCUACAGAGGCGAGUCUGUAUUUUUUGCUAUAAUCCAUAUGACGGAGGAAAAAUGUCGGUAAAGAUU
Molecule: messenger RNA, 1364 nt
Organism: Arachis stenosperma
Lineage: Eukaryota; Viridiplantae; Streptophyta; Magnoliopsida; Fabales; Fabaceae
Product: probable strigolactone esterase DAD2
Exons: 4
Coding region: 121-963 (280 amino acids)
Source: RefSeq, a predicted model, not a curated record